Culicoides brevitarsis is the source of this 1788-nucleotide messenger RNA. RefSeq lists its product as uncharacterized. The record is from RefSeq and is a predicted model, not a curated record. The transcript is spliced from 5 exons. Bases 1 to 1788 code for a protein of 595 amino acids. Gene Ontology annotation, biological process: proteolysis. Gene Ontology annotation, molecular function: serine-type endopeptidase activity. Lineage: Eukaryota; Metazoa; Arthropoda; Insecta; Diptera; Ceratopogonidae.
AUGUUAAAACCCGUGAUAGCAAUAGUGCUUUGUAUAAGUGUAACAUUCGCAGCAACAUUACACGAUGCAUUUACCUUCAAAUGUUCAGCAGCUAUGGUAUGCGUUGACAAACCGAACUGCGAUAUUAAUGGAAUUAUCGUCAAAACAACCGUCACAUUAACGGCCGAAGAAGAAGCUUUCCGUCAACCGUUGUUGCCUUGCAAAAAAAUCGACGGAAAUUACGGCGUUUGUUGUCGCGAUCCGGAUUAUCGUGACGAUUGGCCAUCGUCGAAAAUUCCUCAUACUCCGUCAAUCACAACUCCUUCUACGACAACUCCUUAUACUCCGUCAACUCCUUCUUCGACAACUCCUCAUACUCCGUCAAUCACAACUCCUUCUUCGAAAACUCCUCAUACUCCGUCAAUUACAACUCCUUCUACGACAACUCCUCAUACUCCGUCAAUCACAACUCCUUCUACGACAACUCCUCCUAACUUUUAUACUCGACAACUCCUCCUACUCCCAAUCACAACUCCUUCUACGACAACUCCUCAUACUCCGUCAAUCACAACUCCUUCUACGACAACUCCUCAUACUCCGUCAAUUACAACUCCUUCUACGACAACUCCUCAUACUCCGUCAAUUACAACUCCUUCUACGACAACUCCUCAUACUCCGUCAAUCACAACUCCUUCUACGACAACUCCUCAUACUCCGUCAAUCACAACUCCUUCUACGACAACUCCUUAUACUCCGUCAACUCCUUCUUCGACAACUCCUCAUACUCCGUCAAUUACAACUCCUUCUACGACAACUCCUCAUACUCCGUCAAUCACAACUCCUUCUACGACAACUCCUCAUACUCCGACAAGCACAACUCCUUCUACGCCCGUCACAACUUCUUCUAAAACUACUCUUCCAAUAACGACGACGCCAAAAACGCCUCCUCCUCCUUAUUCAAACAUUGAUAAGCCCGAUGAAUCACGAGGAUGCCCUUCAAGAAAUCGAACUGCCAUGCCCGACAAAGUCUUCAAACCAUACGAUUCCUCAGAUUUCGAAGCAGGAGCAGGUGAAUUCCCAUGGCAAGGUGCCGUCUUCACCCAAUCCGGUCAAUUUUUGUGCUCGUGUUAUCACACGAUUUACAGCACGUGCACAACAACCGCUUCGUGCAUCAAAGAAUAUGUCGCAUCCGAACUAAAAGUUGCUGUCGGUAUCUACAACAUUGCUGACCCGUUGAGCGUGUUUGAGUUCAAAAAAGGCGACAAGAAUCCCCAAAUUUACGGAGUCAGCGUAAUUGCCUUCGAUCCAAAGUACAAUAGUAAAGUAACGACAAAGAACGACAUCGCCAUUUUACAAUUGAACACAAAAGUAAAUUACAAUUAUUACACGAAAUUUAUUUGCUUGGAUGAACAUUAUGCCAUUCCUUUCUUCAACUAUGAUGAUUGCGUUGUUACUGGAUGGGGAGAAAGUAACACUCUUCACUAUAUCGACGUCGAACUUUUGAGCGAAUCUGAAUGCAAAUCUGCUGUACCUGAUUUUGAUCCGAAAGCCAUGUCAUGUGCCAAACCCAAUCAUGAUGUAUGUAAAUUAGCUGGAUUCGGAGGAGGAAUGCAUUGUCGUGAAACGGGAAAACGCAACAAAAAGUCCGUCGAUAUCUAUUUGCUUAAAGGAGUAUAUAGUGCUGUGGAUUGCGGCAAAAAUAUCAUCACUUUCUCAAAAAUUGACUUUAAAUGGUUCAAUGACGCCUUGCUGAACCCAUCAAAUUAUACAAAUCACGAUUCCGCAUCCUCAAAUAAAAUUAGAAAAUAA